CAUUUGAGAACAUGUCCAAAUUCCAGUUCACGUGCUUGAGAAGAAUCCAUCAUUUUUCACGAGAUGCACCUAAACGAGGAAAGGUUCCUCUCAUACACGGCAGUUACCGAGGGUCCCAAAUUGUUUAAUGGUUUGUUUGCGUGAUGUGAGACGAGAUUCGAGGCGAUACGAAUCGUUUUGGAAUUGUUUGGGGUUUGUUUACUUGCUGGUUCGGUAACAGCAAGGUGCUGCAGCGAAGUUCAGGGUGCUUGAUCGAUUGUCUAAGGCAGCGGCGGACUUCUAAAGGUGGUGGUGUCUAUCAGUACUGGUAGUUCGACGGUGCUCGCGGCUACUCGGAGGCGUGCUGCGAGGGCAGCCAAUGGUGCAGUGAGCCGGUGCUUCGCAACCUCACAAAGAGGUCGUGAGGGAGUACAACGAUCAUCGGGCAGAACUUCAUCUCGUGAUCUGAAAGGGGCUGUGCAGGCUGCAUCGCACAGCUUGCAGAUGACAAACUUCUGAUUCACGACGUUCAGGAAAGUGAGGAAAUUCGUGUGCGAGGAGAACCUCUCGUGGCGAAACAAAUUCCAUCGUAGAAGAAAUUUGCCGCCAUGGUGCACGUUGCGAUGCCUGAGGUGGAUGCUAGCUACGUUCUGCUUCAAACAGGUAAUGUGAAGAAAUCACUAUGGCAGCAAUUUCGGAGCAACUGCUUCCAAAUGAAGAUGCUAAUAUGGUGGACGCUCCUGGGAGUAAGCUUCGGCUUGAUCGGUGGUCUCUCUAUGUACCAAUCGCAUCUCUCUCCACUGGCCAUCGAACUCAUAGGAUAUCCCGGUGAGCUGUUGAUCCGGGCAUUGCAGGAGCUGGUAUUACCAUUGAUGGUUUUUGCCCUCAUGAGCGGUGUCUUCAACCUGCGUCACUCUUCUAGCGGAGCUGGACGAAUCAUUCGAUGGUCUUUGCUUUAUUACUUGAUGUCAAUGCUACUGGCAGUCACCCUGGGUAUAACCCUCGUGUACAUAAUUCAACCGGGACGGAGCAGUCCCUUCACCAACAGUGCUAAAGUAGGGAAUUGUGGAGAGCACGCGAACAUAACUGCCUCUUUAGGGCUGUUGCAUGCGGAGAAGUCGGCGAUUAGCUCCUUGCUGAAUAUUGGGCGUGACCUGGUUCCUACCAAUAUAAUUGCAGCAGCUGCGCUGCCUAAUUACAUGGGAGUCAUCACAUUUGCAAUUGUGUUUGCCUGCGCACUCAACAGCUAUGGUGAAAGAGCAGAGCAACUUAUUCGUACCUUUGAGCUUCUGAACGAAAUUUUUCUAAAGCUCAUUUAUAUGGUGAUUGCAGUGACACCACUUGGAGUGGCGUCUCUGCUGGCAAGCACCAUUCUGAAGUCUUGCAGUCUUGUUGAGCUCAUAAAAGCUCUGGCAUUGUACGUCGGCACAGUGAUUGUAGGGUUUGGCUUACACUCUUGUGUGGUGAUUCCCACCGUCGUUUUUGUGCUGUCCCAGCAGAAUCCCUUCAAAAUUUUCAGGAAGUUUACGCCAGCACUGCUGUUAGGGUUCGGAACAUCUUCGAGUGCGGCAAGUAUGCCAGUUGCCAUGAAAUGUGCUGAGGAGUAUGGAUGCGCUAACAGCAUUGUGCGCUUCAUCAUUCCUAUGGGCACUAACAUCAAUCGAGACGGUGCCGCUCUGUAUGAAGCUGUGUCGGUGAUGUUCAUCUGUCAGGCACAUGGUUUAUCGUUGUCAAUUGGAAGCGUGGUAGUGGUCGCGUUGACAGCCACAUUGGCAGCAAUCGGCUCUGCAUCCAUUCCCAACUCUGCUCUUGUAUCCAUGAUUACAAUCCUGCAGGCGCUAGGGCUUCAAGAGUAUAUUCCGGACGUGGCGGUGCUGUACUCCGUGGACUGGCUGCUGGGCAUGGUUCGGACAACCGUGAACGUGUGGGGUGAUUCGAAUGCGUGCGUUGUUGUGGACACAUGGGCCAAACGUUACGCCAAGAAACAGGAGCGUUUGCCGAUCACCGUUAAUCGGUCUGCAAAGGAGGAGGCCGUCGUUGGGGGAAGCAGCCGGCAAUAGCCAUGUACACUACAUUCCAUUGCGAGAGAAAUUGAUUUUUUGUGCCGACAUAAGUCGGUUGUGAGGUGCGCGGGGUCAUAUUUGAGCAGGCGUUCAGUUGUAGAUAAUUAAUCAAUCCAGGUGUAGAUAGUGAGACGUUGUCUGUAGCAAAAGGUGAUGAUUGGGCAGUUGUGGUGAAUUCAAAAGCGCUUUGAAUUCAUCCUGCUCAGUAUAGACUGGUUGUGCGGAGGUUGUCCAAGUUCGGUAGCGAAGAUCAGAAGGUGUUUGAUGUCCGAAGUUAUUACCUCAUUUUAUGGACCUAUGGUAGGAGAGUACAGCUGUGCAGAAAUACUAUGUGGUGCAGUGUAGCAUUUGAGUACACGACAAAAAUGUGAGCUGAAGUACCCAGUGGUAGAGCCUGGUUUGUUCAAGUACUUGUGUUGAAUAUGUAUGGAGAUAGACAUAUACUAUUUGAACUGCUGUAGAGCAGAUGGUGGUGGUAUUCUGUGCAAGGUUGUUUGGAAUGGGUGAUCACUUUCUGUUGCGGUGGAUGUUAAUGCUGCACCACUCCAAGCACUAGUCCAAGAGAAACAUUUGUUGAAGGAUCGAAGACAAGUAGAGCAGGAAUUGUGUGAAACUUCAGUGGAAGUUUUAGCCCUUGACAAUUAACUCGUGCAAGGCAUCCAUGCAGUAGGUUAGAAUUUGGGGCAGUUAGGAUGCAUGUUGUAAUGCACAAGCAUUUGUUAUCCUAGGUCUCAAUUUGGAAGUGACCUCUACAGUUCUUUGAUAUAAUUGUAGAGGGAAUUUUUCAUCAGA
Messenger RNA from Physcomitrium patens, 2834 nucleotides. RefSeq lists its product as uncharacterized. Lineage: Eukaryota; Viridiplantae; Streptophyta; Bryopsida; Funariales; Funariaceae. Gene Ontology annotation, molecular function: neutral L-amino acid transmembrane transporter activity; L-glutamate transmembrane transporter activity; glutamate:sodium symporter activity. The record is from RefSeq and is a predicted model, not a curated record. Gene Ontology annotation, cellular component: plasma membrane.